AAUAUUUGCUACACCUGUCUCUAAACUAUUUGCUGGAAUAAGUAUAAUCGAUUUCUAUCAACUUCCACCUAUAAGAAAAAAAACAGUAUUUGAAAAUUUCCACAAUGAAACAUUUAACCUGUGUCAUCCAUGGCAUCUUUUUCAGAGCUUAUUGAUAACAUGCGCUCAAAAGAUGACCAACCAUUUGUUGAAAUGCUWAACAGAUUUCGUACAGCUAACCAAACUGAAGAAGACAUUAAGCAGAUACAAUCAAGAUCAAUAGACCCAGAGGAUGAAAAUUAUCCAUCAGAUGCCAUACAUAUUUAUGCUGAAAAUAGACCAGUUGAUAAGCACAACAAUAAAAAAUUAGCUGAACUACCUGGAACAAUGUUUAAUCUUAGAGCAACAGAUCAGUAUCCACCACAUGUCUCUCAAACAGACAUUGAUAAAGUAUUAUCAAGAGGUCGUUCUGAGACUAGUGGACUAGAUUAUGAUAUACAUGUCAAAGAAGGUGCAAGAGUUAUGCUAACAAGCAAUAUAGAUAUUGCAGACAGACUCAUUAAUGGCCAAAUAGGUACUAUCAUUAAGAUCCAAGUUAAUCAAAACACACAAAAACCUAAUGUCAUUUAUAUUAAAUUUGAUGAUGAUCAUGCUGGCAAAAAUGUGAUCGCUAAAUCUACAAACCAAUUUGUUAAAGAAAACAAUGUUGUUCCCAUGGAGCCAAUUCUUGCUAAAAUUAAAAUAAGGCSUGGAAAACCAUCUUCACCAGAAAUUCAAAGGCUCCAAUUUCCAGUUACAUUAGCCUAUGCAGUUACUAUACAUAAAAUUCAGGGUCUCAGUUUAGACAAGGUUGUAAUUAGCUUCGAGCUUAUAAGACAAAGGUCAUUUAACUACRGACAAGUAUAUGUUGCUUUAAGUCGAUCAGGUUCCAUGAAUGGUUUGUACACUUUAGGGAAAAUAGAAAAUAAACAUUUUAAAGCAGACCCAAGAGUACAUAAGGAAUAUCAGAGAUUAAGAGACACAUCACCACUUGAAGCUUCCCCAGAAAACACUCAAAAGUUAACUAUUUGUGUUCUAAAUGUCAGGUCCUUUACAAAAGCACAGCAUUGA
This is a messenger RNA of Exaiptasia diaphana, 1089 nucleotides long. RefSeq names its product ATP-dependent DNA helicase PIF1. NCBI's taxonomy places the organism in Eukaryota, Metazoa, Cnidaria, Anthozoa, Actiniaria, Aiptasiidae. The record is from RefSeq and is a predicted model, not a curated record. The transcript has a single exon. The coding region runs from base 130 to 1089 and encodes 319 amino acids.